Messenger RNA from Fusarium venenatum, 2715 nucleotides. RefSeq lists its product as uncharacterized. NCBI's taxonomy places the organism in Eukaryota, Fungi, Ascomycota, Sordariomycetes, Hypocreales, Nectriaceae. Gene Ontology annotation, cellular component: plasma membrane. The record is from RefSeq and is a predicted model, not a curated record.
AUGGCGAGGCUCAUUCUUGUUUACGCCUCUCUCUUUCUUUGGGUGGCUCUGGCAGUUGCCCAGUAUGAUUACAAUAACCUUCUGAAGGGUUGUUACCAAGGACGGUCUGAUGACUUCACUGUUGGUGGGCUUGCCAGUACUCAGCCACAGCGCGAGAGGUGUGCCCUCGUAUGCUCCCAGCGAGGUAAUAACUUUGUUGCAUUUGGCAUCUACAAUUGCUUUUGCGCCAAAAAUGAACCUGCUAGCACCAACAAAGUCGACAUCAAUCGCUGUGAAGCGCAAGGUCUAGAUGGAUGGAACGCACCCAAGCUUAGAAAGGUUGACCGCAUCGAAGACGUCUUUGUUGUCUUCAACAUUGAUCCCAAAAGGAAGAGCGACGACUCAAAGAGUGCCCCUCAAGAUGAAGCGGAAUCACCAAAAUCGGGAUCGCCUGCUGCGCUUUCCCCUUCAGCUGGUCCCAGCAGGCCUCUCGGAUGUUAUCCAGGCUUGCCACUUGAUGUUGAUCUUACCAAGAUCACGAUCACUGAAGAAGAGCGUCGUGAGUGCGCCAAGUCAUGCGGCGAAGAGGGCAAAGCUGCUGUUGUCUUUAGUGGUCUCAAAUGCGGCUGCACCGACAAUCCCCCAAAGGCUUCCACUCGGGUCGAAGACAUCCGGUGUGCCCUUCAAUCUACAAAAGAACUUUAUCGCACAGACCUUGUGUACAGUGUAUGGAGCAGUGGAGUUGGGGUCGAUUUGGAAGGAUACAAACCCAAGUUGAAAGACCAUUCACAUAACCCUAGCGAUAUCCCUACCGAUCGAUCUGAACUAAUUCAUGUUUCCGGGCCUGGGUGCUACAGAAACGAGCCACCACGAAACGAUAGCAGCUAUAAGGGUCUGCAAUCAAACUGCCCUGAAACCUGUCGUCGCUUUUGUGAGAAGUCCAACAAGAGAUACAUGUUUCUGCAAGAGACGGAUUGCUGGUGCUCGAAUGAAUACCCAGGUGAACUGGAGGAACUCAGCGGUGAUCAUUGCGACAUAAAAUGUCCUGCAGACCAGCUCUCCCUGUGCGGAGGUCAUUUCAGCUACAGUGUUUAUGAUCUCGGAACCCAGUCGAGGCCUGCCUCCUUGUCAAAGAAACCAACCGGAGAAUGCUUCUCUAGCCGUGCCCUGACUUCAAGGCAAGUCAUGGGCAUUAGCAAUCGCAAAGAUUUCCUUGGGGCGUGUGUUAACCGCUGCAAGGAUAUUGGGGAGCCUAUCGCAUUGAUACAUGAAUCUGACUGCUGGUGCGCCGUAACAUAUCCUCAUCACACGUACUCGUCUGACUUGGAGUCUUGCGAUCUCCCAUGCCAGGGGGAUGACAAAAGUCACUGUGGUGGAACCAAAGGCAGCACGCUUUAUUAUUCUCUCUACCACACGGGCAAUUCAGAUGGCAUUCAGCGGGACCCGCGCGGGAGGCCUUUCGAUCUUCCAAAACAACAUGAGACAACGUGGCAUGGAUGCUGGAGUGAACCGCCUCUUACUGAGCAUCACUCACAUAGCUUACAGACCAACACAGUUAUGGGCUGUGCUAGCUACUGCCGGAGGUACAAGUCAACUGUUGCUGCCAUGCGCCAGAAUAGUUGCGUUUGCGCUGAAUCUUAUCCCGAACGCAGCCACAGACGCCCUGACUCCAUGUGCAAAUCUGCAUGCCCUGGGUACCCAUAUGCUGACUGCGCCGGGCCUCAAGCCUGGACUGUUGUCAAUACUGGAUUGGUCAACCAUGUCCCAUACGACAAGCCCAGGCGUAAGGAACAGGCUGAGAAUGGCAAUGACCUGAAUAUCGUAUCAAAGAAGGUGUUGCGCUUGGGCUGCUACAACACGGGAUCCGAUACAUGGGGAGCCGUUCAGGUGUACAUUAGCAAUGCCGGACCUGAAGUCUGCGCUACCAGGUGUAGAAAUAUGAAGUUUCCGGUUUCGGCAUUGCAGGGCAACACAUGCUCAUGUGGGGACAAGAUUCCCCGGAGCAGUAGAGUCGUUGGAUCCCAUUGCAAUCUUUCUUGCCGAGAUGAAGGGUCUUGUGGCGGCGUCAAUACUUGGAGCAUCUUCAACUCGGGACUACAAGCCAGUAUCCAAACUGACGCAAACACAAAACCAUCCCACGGCUGUUUCAAGUUCGGUCGCCUUUUAUCUACGCGCCUUACUCCCCAGCUUCUUCAAGUGGACAUAUAUGGUCCAAAUCGAAGCCGGAAUGGAGGUUCCUGCACUGCCCGUUGCGCUGAAGAGGGCUAUCCUGUGGCUUUGCGACACAGUUCAAAAUGCUUCUGCUCCCCCGGACUCCCGCUAGAGAGGAAACGUGUCGAAGAUGAUUUAUGUUCUUACCAGUGUCGCGGAGACAAAGUUGAAAUGUGCGGUGGCCCCUCUUACGCGUAUACCGUUUACAAGACCGAUGCCUACAUGCCCGAUCUCCAUAAUGAAGAGAAGUCAAAGUCGAAGACGCCGAAGGAAGAGAUCCAAAACCCUUCUCCAGAUGGUAGAUAUCAGUGCCUGCAUCCGGCUUUGGAGAAAGCCAAUGAGAUCUUCAACGUGGUUUCUGACAAACUCACUGUUGUCGCUCAAAAGGUUCAGGCUGGGUUCUUUUGGGUACGUGAUAAGGCGCAGCAUAUUUUUGAUGUCUGUCUCUGGAACGUGAUGGUCUUCUUCUCAAAUAUCUUGUAUCGCUUGGGAUUCUUAUCUGCCGAGGGUGUGGUCGAACUUUAG